AGACUAUCCCCAAAGUCAACAGGGAAAAAAUCAAUGCAAACUACUCUUUCCAUUGGCAACUCUGCAUGCCGCUGACGACUUCUCAGUUCUUCUGAGAAGAAAGAACGUUUCCACCCUAGAGAAGAAAUGGCAUUUUAAAGAAAAAAAUCCCUUUUGUUAGUUCAGUUUCUCUGGAUGAUUCGUCUCUGAACCCUUUCCUGCAGAGGCUGCUGCUAAGCCACCAGUCCUGAGAUAAAGAAUUCCAGAAGCAAUAUCCUUAUCAGGCAAUAAUCAUGAACAGCAAGGAGAUAAUGGGGGAGGGACACCAACUCCAAGAAGCUGGAGAUGAACCGAUGACUACACAACCAGAGCCCUGGAAGAUCCAUUCUGAGAAGUCAUGGCUCCAUCAGCGUUCCUCUUCAUUAUUACACCGUGACAAGCAGGCCCAGAAGACCGGGCAGCUCUUCUCAGGAAUUCUGGCCAUGAAUGUAGUGUUUCUUGGCAGUGCGUUCAUAUGCAGCAUGAUUUUCAACAAGGUAGCCAUCACAGUGGAAGAUGUCUGGAUUUUCCUGUCCAUCCUCAAGAUCCUGUCCUUGAGCUGGAUGGCAUACUAUUUAGUGUUCACUAGAAGGAAACCAUAUGCCACCUGGUGCCAGGAUGCCCAUGCAGGAGCUAAGUGGAUUAAAGGGUCUUUAAUACUGUUCGGAGCAUGCAGCGUUGUCUUGCACAGUUUCCGGAUUGGGUAUGACAUUUUCUAUGUUCAGGGCAAAUCGCACAUGGAAAUCUUGUUCCCAUCCAUAGAAAUACUCUUCAUCUGCAUUCAGACUUACUUCAUAUGGUGUCACGCAAAAGACUGUACCCAGGUUCAGCACAACCUCACCAGAUGUGGGCUAAUGCUGACCUUGGCCACUAACCUCCUGCUAUGGCUUUUAGCAGUGACCAACGAUACAGUUCACAGAGAAAUUGAAUCAGAACUUAACCAGACCCUGCAAAGAUAUGAAGGUAAUUUGACAUAUUCCUGCAAAUACUUAAACACCAUCUCCUGCAAGAUCUUCCAAAAAGGAUAUAUUUUGUUAUAUCCCUUCAAUACAGAAUAUUGCCUGAUCAGUUGCUCCAUGCUGUAUGUCAUGUGGAAGAAUGUGGGCCGGCGCAUAGCUCAGGACCAUAACACUUGUAUCCAGCCUAGAUUCAAACUCCAUGGCGUUAUUUGGGGGCCUUUGUUUGGUAUCGCUGCAAUAAUUAUUGGUAUCUGUAUUUUCAUGAUAUAUCAGAUCCAAGCCACUGGUUCUUUCCCUAGCCAUAAAUCAUUCAUACUAUAUUAUUCCUACUAUAUUUGUUUAUUGCCUGUAAUGACCGUGGGGGCUUUGGUUGGAACUGUUAUCCAUGCCCUAGAAGAAAGGGAGCUGGAUACCCUGAAAAAUCCAACCCGAAGCCUUGAUGUCAUCCUCCUCAUGGGAACAGCCUUAGGCCAAAUUGCCAUCUCAUAUUUUUCCAUUGUAGCCACUGUGGCCACACACCCAAUAGAUAUGUUGAACGGCAUCAUUCUAGCCUAUUCAGUAAACCUCAUCAUUCAACACAUUUCCCAGAAUAUCUUCAUCAUUGAGGGGCUCCACAGGCAACCACUACUGGUGAGUGAGGACCCUCACCCUGCUGCACAUUCCACUCAAGGGCCUACCUCAACCCAGGUUCUGCCUAAUGAAGAUAGGACUGUAUCCCAUCUCUGUAAAGAACCUGCCCCAUCCACUGCCAAUGAGGAGACAGACAAAAGUGAAAAAGAGAAAUGUGAAGACAGUUCCCCAAACAUGGAUAACCUAGAAGAAAGACAGGAAAUCCAGAGAGUUUCAUGGACUUACAUCCAGACCUACAGGCAUUUGAACUGGAAAAGAAGAGCUCUGAAGGAGAUCUCCAGCUUCCUGAUCAUGUGCAAUAUCAUUCUGUGGAUUAUGCCAUCAUUUGGAGCACAUCCAGUGUUUGAGAAUGGAAUAGAGAAGUCAUUUUAUGGCUACUCCACCUGGUUUGCCAUUGUCAAUUUUGGGCUUCCAUUGGGUGUGUUCUACAGAAUGCAUUCUGUUGGUGAUCUUCUGGAGGUGUAUCGAUCUGCCUGAAGCAAAUCCAAAGUUUCUUGCAUUGCUGUUUUUAUUCUGCUACAAAUGCAAUUAUGAAGACCGGUAAUAAAAUGGAUAUAAUUAUUAUGAGAAUUUCA
This is a messenger RNA of Python bivittatus (Burmese python), 2182 nucleotides long. It is a transcript of the gene OTOP3, whose product is annotated as otopetrin 3. Gene Ontology annotation, molecular function: proton channel activity. Gene Ontology annotation, cellular component: membrane. Lineage: Eukaryota; Metazoa; Chordata; Lepidosauria; Squamata; Pythonidae. Gene Ontology annotation, biological process: proton transmembrane transport. The record is from RefSeq and is a predicted model, not a curated record.